Messenger RNA from Camellia sinensis, 837 nucleotides. NCBI's taxonomy places the organism in Eukaryota, Viridiplantae, Streptophyta, Magnoliopsida, Ericales, Theaceae. The record is from RefSeq and is a predicted model, not a curated record.
CCCCGCACAGCCCAUUUACACACGCUCAGAUUUUGGCGGCUGAAUGGGCGGCGGCGGUGGUGGUGGGAGUAAUAGCAGCAGCAGCGAGGAUGACGGAGACGCCGAUUGGAGAGCCGCCAUAGAUUCCGUGGCCGCCACGACCACCGACGGUCUUGCCUCUACCUCCAAUGGUUCCACAACGAAAUCAACUGGCCACGACGAAGACAAUGAAGUAACCAAUCACAAACCUCAAAAGCUUAAGCAUUACCAGAUCAAGGCACAAAAGCUUUUGGAUGACAUCUUAGAGAAGACCAUAGAAAUAGUGCAAGAACCCAUUCAUGUCCUGGAUGAUGACCCCAUGAUUAAUGACAAUGGAGUUCGACUGUUUAAACAUGCUCCCCCUGGGAUAGUGUUUGAUCACAGAGGUGAACUUCAGCGACCAACAAAAAAACCAAGAAUCCUUCCUGGUAGAAAGAUUGACGAGAACUCAAAGACGUUCAAAAGUCAACUCCAAUCUGUUGCUGUUGAUGGGACAGAUAUAAUAGCUGCAGCAAGAGAUGCAUACCAGAAAUCAUUAGCUAAACUAGAAGCUAAAGAUGCAGCAGCAAAGGCAGCGGCCAAAAGAGAGGAAGAAAGAGUGGCACAACUGAAAAAAAUUAGGGGGGAGAGAUGGCUACCUUCAAUUGCAAGAGAAAUGCGGGUAAAAUUUAAAGGUUGUUAAUAUAUACUUGGCUGGAAUUUUGAUGUUCUUGUAGUUGUUUCUCAUCCAAUAACCCUUCACCAGUUGCCAUUGUUUCAUCUUUUUGAUUGAUUGCUGUGCUCCAAACUAGUUGUCAGUUACAGUCAUCUGAUCCUUAA